This is a messenger RNA of Ilyonectria robusta, 2721 nucleotides long. RefSeq lists its product as uncharacterized. The transcript has 3 exons. NCBI's taxonomy places the organism in Eukaryota, Fungi, Ascomycota, Sordariomycetes, Hypocreales, Nectriaceae. Gene Ontology annotation, biological process: carbohydrate metabolic process. The coding region runs from base 1 to 2721 and encodes 906 amino acids. Gene Ontology annotation, molecular function: hexosyltransferase activity; UDP-glycosyltransferase activity. The record is from RefSeq and is a predicted model, not a curated record.
AUGGACCUCAGUCGCACCAAGUCCAAUGGACUGGGCAACCUCACAAUCGGCGAUUCCGACACCAAGCAUGUCACCUCCGGUAAUGUCGGCGCCGAUGGUCGCGUCAACGUCCAGUUCCACGAAAGCCCAGAAUCGCUGGCAGCAUGGUGCAGGCGGGCUCAAGGAUCGCUUGCGGUGCCCUUGGAGCGUCCCAAGCCGAGGAGAUUCAGCAGCGUCGUUGUCCCAGAACCGCCAAAGCCAACGUUGAGCCCGCGAUUGAACAUCGCCAUCCAUAUCGUCGGGUCACGAGGCGAUGUGCAGCCCUUCAUCCCCAUCGCGCAGCUGCUCUCCAGCCCGCCGUACGGCCAUCGGGUGCGCAUCUGCACGCACCCCGUCUUCAAGGACUUUGUCGAGUCCCAGGGCCUCGAGUUCUUCAGCAUCGGCGGCGAUCCCGAGGCGCUGAUGGCCUACAUGGUCAAGAACCCCGGGUUGCUGCCCAACCGCGAAAGCGUCAAGGCCGGCGACGUUGGGAAACGACGCAAAGAGAUGUGGGACAUCAUCUACGGCUGCUGGCGGAGUUGCCUCGAGGCUGGAAACGGCAUGGGAGAACGAGUGACAGCCGCUAAAGUAGAGGCGACAGAGGAUCUCUUCAUAGCCGACGCUAUCCUCGCCAAUCCGCCGUCGAUGGCGCACAUCCAUUGCGCCGAGAAGUUGGGCAUCCCGCUUCACAUGGUCUUCACCAUGCCCUGGUCGCCGACCGAGAAGUUCUCGCAUCCCUUGGCUGCCAUGACCUACGGCGACGCAGAUGCCGCCGUCGCCAACUAUUUGUCCUUCAUGAUGAUGGAGCUGCUGACAUGGCAAGGGCUGGGUGACAUAAUUAACAAAUUUCGCACCCAAAUCUUACAUCUCGAUCCCAUCAGCCCUUUGUGGGGAUAUCAGCUGCUACCCCGACUUCGUGUCCCGUACAGCUAUCUCUGGUCUCAGUCCUUGAUACCGAAACCGGCUGACUGGGGGUCUCAUAUCAACAUCACCGGCUUUUCUUUUCUGUCUCUGGCCAAUUCUUAUACUCCACCUCCGGAUUUGGUCGAGUUCUUGGAAAGUGGACCUCCUCCGAUAUACAUCGGAUUCGGAUCCAUCGUCGUCGACGACCCAAUUGCGCUAACUCAACUCAUUCUCGAUGCCGUUGAAAUGUCUGGCGUACGUGCCAUCAUCUCCAAGGGCUGGGGUGGCGUUGGCGGCAGCGAUGAUUAUGAUAUCUCUGAUGACGUGUACUUCAUUGGCAAUUGCCCGCACGACUGGCUCUUCCAACGCGUCUCCGCUGUUGUCCAUCAUGGCGGCGCCGGUACAACAGCCGCCGGCAUUGCAGCUGGCCGGCCCACGGUUGUCGUUCCUUUCUUCGGCGACCAGCCCUUCUGGGGCCAGAUGAUCGCACGGGCGGGCGGCGGUCCGACCCCGGUCCCCUUCAAGGAAAUGACGGCAGAGUCACUGGCCGACAGCAUCGCCUUUGCUCUGAAGCCAGAGAUUCAGGGCAAGGUGCAGGAGAUGGCGGAUCGCAUUGCCGACGAGGACGGGGCAGGUGAGACAGCCGGUGAUUUCCAGGAGCAAUUGGGCUUGGAUGUAUUCCGGUGCGACAUGUGUCCUGAGAGGCUCGCUAUCUGGCGCCACAGGGCAACUGGGGCGCAUCUCAGCGGUUUUGCCCUAGCGUGUCUCGUCGCAAAGGGCUUCCUUGAACCGGGAGACGUCAAACCCCUACGACACAAGCACUGGUAUGUCGACGAAGGGGCCGAGCACCCCAUCAUUGGUGUGGUGGCUGCGGCUUCAAAUUUCGUGACGACACUAGGUACGGCGGGUAUCACUUACUCGUCCCGCUUGAGGAACAGACCUCGGUCAAAAAAGCCCAAGCCGUCAAAAGAAACAACAUCUGCACCGCUCUCGUCAGAGAGGGACGAGGACCAGACCACUAUAACUGCGAGCACAGAUGUUGACCAGGAAACCAUUACCGGUUCGACGAAACCAGUCCAAGCCCUGGUUCGCAACCCCACGGAUCCCCCUGACCCAAGUCUCCUUACACCGACGGACAUGGAAACCUUGGCCCACAAAAUGGCCCACAAGUCGUUCCGCCCCGGUGACAGUCCUGCUGAGAGACUUAAAAGAGCACCCACAAGGCAUGAGAAGCGAAAGGCCAGCUGGAAAGCCCAGGAGGAGGGUCGACACGGUCAGGCCUUUUACAUCGCACGCGCCACGGGGCGAUUCACAGCCGAUGUGGCCAAGGCGGGUCUGAAGGCCCCCGUUGCGAUGUUCUACAACGUCGCCAACGGCUUCCACAAUUACCCCUCUUACACUUUGAACGCGAGUGAGGUGCGAAGACGUGAUGAGAUCACCGGCCUCGGGAGCGGCCUGCGGGCAUCAGGAAAGGAGCUCGUCUUUGGGCUCUGGGAUGCGUUCAGUGGAAUCGUUACCAAACCUUACAAGGGCGCCAAGGCCGAAGGUGCGAAAGGCUUUGGCAAAGGCGUAUGGAACGGUGGUGUCGGGCUAUUUUACAACGUCGGCGCUGCAAUGUUCGGAAUGCCGGGCUACACGCUCAAGGGAAUCGAGAAGGAAAUUUCGCGGCGCCACCUUACGAAGCUGAAGGCUGAGAUCUUGUUGAUCCGGCUGAGACAGGGCAUUGCUGACUUCAGAAACGGAACCCCAGAGGAAAAGGAACUUGUAGCUGAGAGGUGGCAGUCGAUGCGGCCUGCAUGA